AUGGCGCCAAAGGCAGGGCUGGUGACAAGGCUACAGUGUGGCCACAGCGUCCAGCCAACACCAGGGCUGCUGGAGCAACACACGGUGAGUGGAGGUCCCAAGUCCUCCUGGUUUCUAACUUACUCCUAUCUUCUGGCCUUCAACGCAUGGCUCCUGCUGGCACCCAUAACUCUGUGCUAUGACUGGCAAGUGGGCAGUAUCCCUCUGAUCGAGACUGUCUGGGAUGCAAGGAACUUAGCCACAGUCUUCCUGGCGCUGGUGCUGGUGCUCCUCAGCCUGCACUGUGUAGCUGCAUUCAAGAAACUGGAACACAAAGAAGUUUUGGUUGGCUUAUUGUUCCUGGUUUUCCCAUUCAUCCCAGCCAGCAACCUCUUCUUCAGGGUGGGAUUUGUGGUGGCAGAACGAGUCCUUUACAUGCCGAGUAUGGGGUACUGCAUUCUUUUUGUCCAUGGCCUAAGAAAGCUCUCUGCAUGGUUGGAUAAAUGGAGAAUUACUCUUCCGACUCUCUUUGCUUUGCUGCUGCUGCUAUUCUCUUGGAAGACCGUGAGACAGAAUGAAAUCUGGUUGUCGAGAGAAUCCCUCUUCAGCUCAGGAGUGAAGACUCUACCCCAUAACGCCAAGGUGCACUACAACUAUGCCAAUUUUCUGAAGGACCAGGGACGUAACAUUGAAGCGAUCUACCACUACAAAACUGCUCUCAAGCUGUAUCCUCGUCAUGCAAGUGCUCUCAACAACCUGGGGACAUUGACCAAAGAUGUGGUGGAAGCAAAGGACUAUUACAGACGGGCCCUCCAGUUAAACCCGCAGCACAACCGUGCGCUGUUCAAUCUCGGCAACCUGCUCAAGUCCCAGGGGAAGAAGGAGGAGGCCAUAAUCCUGCUGAGGGACUCCAUUAAGUACGGCCCGGAGUUCGCAGACGCUUACUCCAGCCUGGCUUCCCUGCUGGCCGAGAAGGAACGCCUCGAAGAAGCGGAGGAGGUUUAUAAGGCCGGCAUAGAGAAUUGCCCGGAGAGCUCCGACCUGCAUAACAACUACGGUGUUUUCUUGGUUGAUACAGGGGCUCCCGAGAGGGCCGUGUCCCACUACAGACACGCCAUCCACCAGAGCCCAAACCACCACGUGGCCAUGGUGAACCUGGGCAGGCUUUACCGCUCUCUGGGGCAGAACAAAGAGGCUGAAACCUGGUACAAAAGGGCAUUGAAGGUAUCCCGGAAAGCUGAAAUCCUGUCCCCACUUGGAGCUCUGUACUACAACACUGGGAGGUAUGAAGAAGCUUUGCAGGUUUAUAGGGAAGCCGUGUCACUGCAGCCUUCAAACAGAGAGAUUCGACUGGCGCUGGCCCAGGUUUUAGCAAUGAUGGGACGGACAAAGGAAGCUGAAAAGAUGACGAACCACAUCCUCUACGAAGAUGCCGAGUGUCUGGAGUGCUACCGCCUUCUGUCAGCAGUCUACAGCAAGCAGGAGCACUAUGCUAAGGCACUUGAAGUUAUAGAUAAAGCUCUUCAGCUAAAACCAAAGGAUCCAAAAGUCAUAUCAGAGCUGUUUUUCACUAAAGGAAACCAGCUAAGGGAACAGAAUCUUCUUGACAAGGCUUUUGAGAGCUAUAAAAAAGCUGUGGAGUUCAACUCAGACCAAGCACAAGCCUGGAUGAACAUGGGAGGCAUUGAACAUAUCAAGGGGAACUACGUCCCUGCCCGUAACUACUAUGAAAAAGCUUUACAGCUGGUUCCAAACAGCAAGUUGCUGAAGGAGAAUCUGGCCAAAUUGGAUCGAUUAGAGAAGAGGUUACAGGAAGUCCAGGAGAAAGAUCAGACAUAGCAUUCAGUCACCAGUGGAAAGGAACUUAUGAUUCUUGGAGAAGUGUGUGGUGGAAGCCUAAAAGUGACACUGAAGGAACUUAGAUAUGAUGCAGAAUUAUGGAGGGCAAAUUCUGGAUGCAUACUUGUUUGACCAAAGUUACAGGAGACACUCAGCUCAUGUGGAACAUGCUGGAGAACCAAUGAAAACCUCCUUGUAGUCAGGAUUCAUGUUUAGGUUGAACCCAUCUUAGUCACACAAGUAGUGUGGGUGGGGCAUGUACCUUCAAUAUCAUGGUUAUUGCUGGGG
Molecule: messenger RNA, 2106 nt
Organism: Tinamus guttatus (white-throated tinamou)
Lineage: Eukaryota; Metazoa; Chordata; Aves; Tinamiformes; Tinamidae
Source: RefSeq, a predicted model, not a curated record